CCAGGAGUGAACAAACAAGCCCAAUAAACCUCACUCAUACGGCAUGUGUUCCUUUGGCUCAGCCGUCAGAGGAAGCCAGCCCGGUAUUGGAAUUGCUCGGGCCUACUCCUUCUGACCCCUCCCUUUCCCAAACAGCAGAAGACAAUUAAAGUGGGAGGAUCCUCGCUUCCGGAGAUCUGAGAGGCAAUGCCAGCAGAAGGAAGGGAGGGUCAGGCCUGGAUAAAUGCUGAGUUGUGGAGCCACACCCCACAGCCUAUAUAAAGGACCUGCUUGUGGCAUUCCAACCUUGAGUCAAGUAAAGUCUUAUCUAGGUUGCUGAUACCGGACCCUAUCGCUGAAGUCACAACUUGGACUCCUGCCUGCCCUGAUAAACCUCGAAGGGACUUGGCAAGCUGCAGAGGCUUCGUUGCCAAGUUUGCCACGGACUUCCUUGACUCGUUCGUCGGAGUGGGGAGUGGGACACGACAAGUUGGAUGUGCUGGUUUUUGUGAUGACGGACAAGCAUGGCGGAGGAAGCCUCUGGCGGAGAUUCUCAGCAGCUGCCUCGCCUCUUCCUGGCCCCUCCAGCUGAAGUCCUGGGCGAGAUCCUAAGCAAGCAGUUUGGCCCCUUGCCUUUCAUGGCUCCCAUUACACGGAUGAAGAGGAAGCCAUCAGGCUGCUAUUAUUCCACUGAGAACCGAGAGCAAGUCCUGGGCCGGAGACGGGCCGCUAAUGCCAAGGAGCGAGAAAGGAUCAAGAAUCUGAACAGUGGCUUUUCCAAGCUGAAAUCAAUUGUCCCGUUGAUUCCAAAAGACCGGAAACCAAGUAAAGUGGACAUGCUUAAAGCCACAGCGGAAUAUAUUCGCCUAUUGCGCUUGAUUCUGAAAGAAACCGAAGAGCUUCAGGGGGAAGCGGUUGCCAACGGUCCACCUCCUGGGCCAGUGCCGGUGGUAGAGCCCUCAGAGAAGUGCUUACCAGGACCCAUCCCAUCCCAGCGGCCCAGCUCUUACAUCAAGACCGAGAAUGGCCUGCAGCUGGUGUGGACCAAUCCGAUGAUGCAAGCCCCCGUGGGCACCUGGGGGGAGACCAUCCUGCCUGCUUACAUGGGAAUUGUAGAGCUUCACAAGAGUAAAUAAUUGUUGGGGUGUACAUGAAUGCAUUGAGCGGGAGGGAGGAGGUCAGCAGAUCAGAAACUUGAAAAUACUUGUAAGCGAAACCAGAGCCCUAAGAGAUGAACUUGCCACCCAGCGGUUUCAGCCUUCUGAGCAGAAGAGGGCCAACAAGGUGUUUGGGAAAGCUGCCAAGCCUGGACUGGAAGGCUGGAGCCCUUCUGCCCCUUCCCAGCAAUCGGCAGCCUGGGAUCAGAGGGCAACUCAAAUUGGUCUUUAUUACCAUCGUCGAAAUUGCCGGCACAAAGGAAUGACCCAUAGAAUGCCAGGGCUGGGGGGCACCUUGCAGGUCUUCAAAAUCAAGACCAAGACAAGACUAACCCUCUGGCCAGGGGAGGAAUUUUCAGCCCAUCCCAGACAAAAGGCCGAGGGAGUAAUACCCACCCACCCACCCCGUGGUCUGGAAAUCUCUCCUUACUUCGAGUAUGGAGAUCUCCCCUGUAACUUGUCCUACCGUCUGGCACCACAGAGAACCAAUCUACAAUCUUUGAGAGCCUCCCUGUCUCCCACCCUCCCUGGGCCUGCCAUUCCCACAACUCCUAGGAACAGAUUUCAUGAUUUCACUACACAUUGUGUGAAAAAGUGUUUCCUUCUGAA
This is a messenger RNA of Ahaetulla prasina, 1745 nucleotides long. RefSeq names its product folliculogenesis specific bHLH transcription factor (gene FIGLA). The record is from RefSeq and is a predicted model, not a curated record. The coding region runs from base 504 to 1115 and encodes 203 amino acids. Gene Ontology annotation, biological process: regulation of transcription by RNA polymerase II; developmental process. The transcript has 5 exons. Gene Ontology annotation, molecular function: protein dimerization activity; RNA polymerase II transcription regulatory region sequence-specific DNA binding; DNA-binding transcription factor activity, RNA polymerase II-specific. Lineage: Eukaryota; Metazoa; Chordata; Lepidosauria; Squamata; Colubridae.